Messenger RNA from Theobroma umbraticum, 360 nucleotides. RefSeq lists its product as uncharacterized. NCBI's taxonomy places the organism in Eukaryota, Viridiplantae, Streptophyta, Magnoliopsida, Malvales, Malvaceae. The record is from RefSeq and is a predicted model, not a curated record.
AUGGCGAAUAAUCUGUUACUGACGAGCAUCUUAGAUGCAAAUAAACUCAUUGGCCCAAACUUCCUCGAUUGGUUUCAAAACCUCAAGAUCAUUUUGAAACAAGAAAAGAAAUCUUAUGUCCUUGAUACUCCCAUUCCACCAGUCCCUAUUGUUGAUGCUAGUGUUGAGGAUAAGGAGGCAUAUGAACAUCAUAAGGAUGACGAUAAUCAAGCAGAAUGUGUGAUGCUAGCCAAUAUGACCCCUGAGCUCCAAAAGCAACAUGAACACAUGGAUGUCCAAUCCAUGAUUCUUCACCUUAGAGAACUGUUUGAUAAAGAGGGGCGCAUUGAGAAAUAUGAGAUCUCUAAAGAACUAUUCUAA